GAUGGAAAACAUACAUGUCAAAAAUAAAGAGAAGCCUGCAGACAUGCCCAAAAGAACAAAACAUUCUUUGGAAGAUUCAGAAAGUGCAUCCGCGGACUCCUCUGAGUCUUCUGACUCAGAGUCAUCAAGCUCGGAUUCAUCAAGAGAGAGGAAGAAGAAGAAGGUGAAGAAAGGGAAGAAAAGAGUUAAAAAAAUGAAAAAAUCCAAGCAUGAAAGCAAAUUCUUUCCAAGAGUUACUGAACCAUGGCAGGUGGUGAAGCGCUACAAAGCAGUGCUGGAGAUUUUCGACAGAGGAAGCAACAUGACAUUUGCAUUCAGAAAGUAUGGUGUGGACCGAAACACAAUCGUGCAGACUGCAGUUAUUGCUGAACUGGCCAUUGCAGCUCCAGAAAAAAAUUCCGAAAUUCAAAACAAUCGGGGAGAGAAAUUAUCAAGCAUUACCCAAAAAUGUCAAGAUGCUAUUAUGGCAGAUGAAAGCAUUGCACAUAAAAUACAAGCUAUGAAAAAAGAGGGCAAAUUGUUUCCAAUAAGAAAAUAG
This is a messenger RNA of Danio aesculapii, 538 nucleotides long. Its product is annotated as coiled-coil domain-containing protein 106-like. NCBI's taxonomy places the organism in Eukaryota, Metazoa, Chordata, Actinopteri, Cypriniformes, Danionidae. Bases 2 to 538 code for a protein of 178 amino acids. Gene Ontology annotation, cellular component: nucleoplasm. The transcript is spliced from 2 exons. The record is from RefSeq and is a predicted model, not a curated record.